Rhodofomes roseus is the source of this 955-nucleotide messenger RNA. Its product is annotated as 60S ribosomal protein L17. Gene Ontology annotation, molecular function: structural constituent of ribosome. The transcript has 4 exons. Lineage: Eukaryota; Fungi; Basidiomycota; Agaricomycetes; Polyporales; Fomitopsidaceae. Gene Ontology annotation, cellular component: mitochondrial large ribosomal subunit. The record is from RefSeq and is a predicted model, not a curated record. The coding region runs from base 20 to 898 and encodes 292 amino acids.
GUCCAGCUCACCUCUUGCCAUGUGGUCACGAAAUGCUCUCGCCUGCUGCUCAAAGCAGUCAAGAGCAGCAUGCGCGCAGCUUCGCUCGCGCACGCUCGCGACGGUGACGGACGCCGCUGGACCGUCCUCCGCUCCCACUAGCACGCCAAAAGCCUCACCUUCGCGCUCGUCUAAAGCGAGCAUUCAAGCCGCUGUAGUCCUCAAUCGUUCACCCAUCAUCACCCGAACGCCGAACCCCCUCGAACGCGCCUACUACGCCUACCAAUCCCGCAUCCAGCGGGCGCUCUUCAACCCCUUCCCGGACGAGUUCUACUUCAGGCCCGGCUCGAUCCUCGAGGGUCAGUUUAAUGCGGAAGAGAAACAACGUGAAAAGCUUGCGUUCGGCGGCCCGAGUGUGAAGGAGAAGCCCAUUCAGACUUUGGUGGACUCGGACGAUCAGGUCGGGAAGCAGCAGCAGCAGCCCAUGCCGAGGAUCCAUGAAGCCGACAUCAAGGGGGAUGUCCGGAGCCUUGACAGGCAAAUGGAGCGGAACCUCUAUCUAUUGGUGCAUGGCAAGGACUCGGCGGGGAAAGACGUGUGGAGGUUCCCGCAGGGAGGCGUUGAGGAGGGCCAGGCAUUGCACCAGGCCGCUGAGCGAGAUCUCUACGCCGAGUGCGGCGAGGAUAUGGACACAUGGGUUGUAAGCCGAAAGCCAAUAGGUGUGAUGGAGCCAUCAAGUGCGAGUGCAUCGUCACCACAGGCAUAUGUGUUCUUCUACAAGGCGCACAUCCUUGCCGGUCAGGCAACGCCCAACGGCAAGACCGUAAAGGACCUCGCAUGGCUCACAAAAGAGGAGAUCGAAUCUCGGGUAGACCAGCAGUACUGGGCUUCGGUGAAGGAUAUGCUAUCAGACUCCUAAUGUACCUGCAUCUACUCUACUUUGCUACCCAGGGUUUAGAGCAUCGCUGUCGCGAAG